GAACUCGCGGGAGCGUCACCGUCCUGCGACGCUUCAGAGGAUCCUUAGGCCUCAGUGGUCUUUGACCCCCGGCCCCAGGACCUGACCCCAAGGAAACCUCCGGGACCUGUGGCUGGAGAGGUGACCGCCAGGCAUCCGGGGAGCCUUUGGAGAUCUCGGCUUCCUUUUUCCCCCGCUGCUUGCCGGCGUGUCCUCGGGUGGACGCGGGCAGCCCGAAGGGGAGUUUACAGACGCUCCCUCACAUCGGGGACGCGGCUCCUUUAAGGGCGCUGCCCUGAGGAUCUGUGUUUGGUGAAAAGGAGCCAAAUUCACCUGCAGGGCAGGCGGCUCUAGCAGCUUCAGAAGCCUGGUGCCCUGGCGACACUGGACCUGCCUUGGCUUCUUUGAUCCCAACCCCACCCCCGAUUUCUGCUCUGCUGACUGGGGAAGUCAUCGUGCCACCCAGAACCUGAGUGCGGGCCUCUCAGAGCUCCUUCGUCCGUGGGUCUGCCGGGGACUGGGCCUUGUCUCCCUAACGAGUGCCAGGGACUUUGAACAUGUCGGGGAUCGCCCUCAGCAGACUCGCCCAGGAGAGGAAAGCAUGGAGGAAAGACCACCCAUUUGGUUUCGUGGCUGUCCCAACAAAAAAUCCCGAUGGCACGAUGAACCUCAUGAACUGGGAGUGCGCCAUUCCAGGAAAGAAAGGGACUCCGUGGGAAGGAGGCUUGUUUAAACUACGGAUGCUUUUCAAAGAUGAUUAUCCAUCUUCGCCACCAAAAUGUAAAUUCGAACCACCAUUAUUUCACCCGAAUGUGUACCCUUCGGGGACAGUGUGCCUGUCCAUCUUAGAGGAGGACAAGGACUGGAGGCCAGCCAUCACAAUCAAACAGAUCCUAUUAGGAAUACAGGAACUUCUAAAUGAACCAAAUAUCCAAGACCCAGCUCAAGCAGAGGCCUACACGAUUUACUGGUUAGUAGCAGCCCUGGCCCCGCUGGUGGCAGCUCCUCCCCGUCCCAGCCAAGGCCGCCUGGCAGGACGGGAGUGGAGGACACAGGCUCACCCUACGGACAGCCAGGGUCCACGCCUCUGUGGGGAAGGUCGGGGGGCAUAAACCCUGUGGGCAGCAGGCACCGUUGCACACCGUCUGCGGUGGGCAUGGAUGGCGCCGGAGCCGUGUCCCGGGGAGGGAGCAGGCCAGGUGACGGGCUGUCUUGGGCCACUGCCCCAGUGAGUUGUGGCCAGCUAGGAGGGGAAGGACCCUGGGCGUGGGUGCCAGAGGAGGCCAUGCUGAGAGGCCUCUCCACCGGCUCAGCCUCCCAUGGACCCCAGCCUCCCGCGCCGCCCUUGCUGCUUGUCCCCAUCCCCUCUACAACUUGGUUCCUUCUGUGGGGGGGCCCAGCCCAGCAGGGCUCAGUGACGUGAUGCUGUCACACGGACCCUGGGCUUCCACCCUGUCCCUGUGAGGUGCUGCUGUGGCUAGAAGGGUCCCCGUGGGCCUGGGGUCCUGUCUGCACCGAGGAGGGCCUGGUGUGAGUUAGGAUGCAGACGACAGCCAAACAGUGCUGGGGAAAGCAGGGAGGACCCUGCCCUGAGCAGAGGCCAUGCGCCCGCCUGUCCUGUUCCCUCUGCAGCUGUUCUGGGCAGGUCCAUAAGAAGGUGGGUUGGGGCCUCCGACCCCCCACUGCUCCGCCUGCAGCGUUGAGAAACCCAGCCCCAUCUCACCACGGGUCCCCACACCUCUGAGGGGGUCUCAGGGCCCCCAAUGGCCAGGGACCCAGAAGGCUCACCUGCAGCCACCCCACACAUCCCUGCCACUGUGGGCAUCAGAGGCCCUCUCCCUCCAGGGUGCAUCUCCUGGUCAGGAGGGGGGAGGCUGAGGGGUCCCGGUUGCCUUAGGCCCGGCCUGCACAGGUCGUGAGGAAAAGCACCUGGUUUCGGCCGGGCGCAGUGGCUCACGCUUGUAAUCCCAGCACUUUGGGAGGCCGAGGUGGGUGAAUCAUGCGGUCAGGAGUUCGAGACCAGCCUGGCCAACAUGGCGAAACCCUCGUCCCUACUAAAAAUACAAAAAAUUAGUUGGGCGUAGUGGUGGGUGCCUCUAAUCCCAGCUACCUGGGAGGCUGAGACAGGAGAAUCACUUGAACCCGGGAGGCGGAAGUUGCAGUGAGCCGAGAUCCUGCCACUGCUCUCCAGCCUGGCGACGGAGGAAUGCUGUCUCAAAAAAAAAAAAAGCACGUGGUUUUGGAGAGAUGUGUUUCUCCCUGGAUGCGGGCCCAGCCCAGGUGUCUGCAAGGUGCCCUCCCUGGUGGCCGAGGGUGGCACAGAGGCCCCAGGCAGGGAGCAAGUAUCACAGCAGCCACCCCAGGCUCAGCCUGGCUCCCCUGCAUGGUGGUGCACACCUGUAGUCCCAGCUAUUUGGGAGGCUGAGGUGGGAGGACUGCUUGAGCCCAGGAGGUUGAUGCGCAGUGAGUUGAGAUUGCAGCACCGCAAUCCAGCCUGCUUGACAAAGCGAGACCCUGUCUCAAAAAAAAAAAAAAACUCAUAGCCGCUCAGUCAGCCAAGCCAUUGCUGGAAGUGGCUCGUGGGACGUGGCGUGACCUGGGUUUGUGUGCUGGCCUGCUGUGCCCUAGGAGUCCGUGAAAUGCAUUCCCUUGGACAGGAAGCCACAGUGCUCGUGGGUGUCCACAUGGCCCUUGAGGCAGAAAAUGUUUUCUUUUUUUUUUUUUUUUUUUUUUUUAAACAGAGUCUCACUCUGUCGCCCAGGCUGGAGUGCAGUGGUGUGAUCUCAGCUCACUACAACCUCUGCCUCCUGGGUUCAAGUGAUUCUCCUGCCUCAGCCUCCCAAGUAGCUGGGAUUACAGGCACCCACCACCACACCUGACUAAUUUUUGUAUUUUUAGUAAAGACAGUGUUUCACCACGUUGGCCAGGCUGGUCUCGAACUUCUGACCUCAGGUGAUCCACCCGCCUCGCCUCCCAAAGUGCCGGGAUUAUAGGCAUGAGCCACCGUGCCUGGAAAAUGAUUUCUAGGCCAAGUGUGGUGGCCCAACACCUGUAAUCUCAACACUUUGGGAGGCCAAGGUGGGCUGAUUGCUUGAACUCAGGAGUUCAUGACUAGACUGGGCAACAUAGCGAGACCCUAUCUCUACAAAAAAUUAAAAAAUUUGCCAGGGGUGGUGGCUCAUGCCUGUAAUCCCAGCACUUUGCAAGGCCACUGUGGGACGUUACCUGAGCCCAGGAGUUGGAGACCAGCCUGGGCCACAUGGCAAGACCUGCUCUCUUUAAAAAAAAAAAAAAAAAAAAAAUUAAGCCGGGGAUGAUGGUGCAUGCCUGUAGUCCCAGCUAUUUGGGAGGCUGAGGUGGGAGGACUGCUUGAGCCCAGGUGGUUGAUGCUGCAGUGAGCCAAGAUUGCAGCCUGGGUGACAAAGUGAGACCCUGUCUCAAAAAAAAAAAAAAAAGCAUGCCGGGCGCGGUGGCUCACGCCUGUAAUCCCAGCACUUUGGGAGGCCAAGGUGGGCAGAUCACGAGGUCAGGAGAUUGAGACCAUCCUGGCUAACACGGUGAAACCCCAUCUCUAGUAAAAAUAAAAAAAAUUAGCCGGGCGUGGUGGCGCACACCUGUAACCCCAGCUACUCGGGAGGCUGAGGCAGGAGAAUGGCUUGAACCUGGGAGGCGGAGCUUACAGUGAGCCGAGAUCACGCCACUGCACUCCAGCCUGGGCAACAGAGCCAGACUCUGUCUCAAAAAAACAAAACAAAAGGCAAAUGUUUUCCUGCCUAGCCCUUAGAUGGUCUGCCAUCCCCAGCAUGGUGUGGGCGUGAGCUCUGUCUGGCCUGCACCCCAUUUGCCGACCAUCUCCAGAGCUGGGCUGUGGCUCCCAUCUGCGGCGUGGGCUGGGCAGGGUUGCAGUCCCCCGCCCCGUGUGACUCUCCCCAGCGUCUCCUGGGCUUGGUGCCUGCUGGGCUGCACUGUACACUUGCGUGCACGUAAACAAACGUUCUUUCUCCUACACACAUCCGCUUGAAAAGCACCCUUUGUGAAGCAUGUGUGCGGGUUUCAGAUCGUUUUUCCUGGGUUUCCUGGAGGCCUUGGACCGUGUUCCUGCCCUGGCAGGUGCCUUUUCUCGGGGCCUCUGCUUGGUCAAGGAAGAGCUGGGACGUGUAGCCACCGCCUCUGGUUCCUUCCACGCCCACCCAGCUGAGCUGCUCUGCCCUGGGGCCGGCUGGUGGCCCAAGGAGGGCGCUGGGGUCUGGGCUGCGGUCCAGGCCCUUGGCGUGGGUGGGGGUGGCACCGGCGCUGCUGCCGUCCUGGGCUGUUCCACCAUGCAGAGUGAGGCUCAGUGUCUCAGACCAGGUCCAAUCCUGGCGAGACUGGCAGGACUGCGACCCCAGGAGCCACCUCCAUAAAUGUCAUGGUGUUCCCCCAUCCUCAGGGUCACACUGCACCCUGUGACCCAUCAGCCCCUAGGUGCAGCCUCGGCCGCCCUCCCGCCCACCUGUUUUGCCCGGGCAGUGUGUGCCAUGCCACUCUCCUGGGCAGCUGCUUGCAGGCUGAGCCUCACUCUACCCAGCUCCAGACCUGUUCGCUGAUGCCCCUGCACUGCCCAGCUCGGGCACAACGCCUUCUCAACCAGGCCUGCCUUCCCACACCUUUGCCCCUGCGGCUGAGAGCCUCAUGGAAAAACCCUCCAGAAAUUGGUGUCUAUUUUUGGGAAUUAACAAAAACAGUGGCAAGCAGUCAGUGUUUUCAGUUUAUUAGGACUGUCCCCAGACCUACAGAAAAGAGAAGCUGCUGAUUACUAGUUAGGACCAGACUUGGCAUCGGCAACGAUGUUGCAGGCCCUGGCGUGGGCCCUCUGGGCCUGAGCCCUCCUCGCAGCCCUGCGGGACCCCUCUGUCCCCCUUGAACACCACGUUCACCCAGCGUGGGUUCCUCUCCUCCCUGCCCUUCUGCCCCCGUCAGACCACGGGACAGUCUCAGCCACGUCAGAGCCAGCAUGGGCUCCCCACCACGCAGGCCUCCCUGCUUCUCCGGGCUUCUGCUUCUGUUACUAUGACGAGCUCCACACUGCCCUCCCCCAGGAGGUCCCAUCCUGCAGCCUGGUCUGCCCAGCUGGCUCCGGGGCGAGCGUGAGGGCCAGGCAGCUCAGCCCUCUAACACGUCUCUUCUCUUUUGACCUCCUCAGCCAAAACAGAGUGGAGUACGAGAAAAGGGUCCGAGCACAAGCCAAGAAGUUUGCGCCCUCAUAAGCAGCGACCUUGUGGCAUCGUCAAAA
Molecule: messenger RNA, 5251 nt
Organism: Homo sapiens (human)
Lineage: Eukaryota; Metazoa; Chordata; Mammalia; Primates; Hominidae
Gene: UBE2I
Product: ubiquitin conjugating enzyme E2 I
Exons: 7
Coding region: 537-1091 (184 amino acids)
Biological process (GO): protein sumoylation; modulation of chemical synaptic transmission; negative regulation of transcription by RNA polymerase II
Cellular component (GO): nucleoplasm; nucleus; SUMO ligase complex
Molecular function (GO): SUMO conjugating enzyme activity; SUMO transferase activity; HLH domain binding
Source: RefSeq, a predicted model, not a curated record